GAUAACGACUAUAACAAUUUUUAUCACGACAAUUCAAAACUUAUAACUGUUUCUAAGUUUGUGUUAAGUGCAAUUUAAAUUUUUUACCGUAGAACAUUUUUAGUCAUCUGUACUUUCUUGUAUUAUAUAUUACUACUGAGAGAAGAAAAGUAAUAACUAUGUAUUGUGAUAGAGUAAUUGAAUUAUUAAAAGAAUUGGAGCGUUCUCGUGAAGAUACAAUACCUCCAUACAACAAUGAUGGAGUAAAUCAAGUACUUACAGAAAUGAAAAUUUUAGAUGAUGAAAUUUUAGAUAUUAUACGUAAUCAUCCCAGAGACCAAGUUCCAAUGGAUCCUGUACUUUUACGCCGUGCAGCAAUUGAAAGAAAUAAAAGAUGCUUAAUGACUUACAUAUGGACUAGACUGCAACGGUUAAAAGAAAUGAGAUGGGAAAUAGGAGCUAUUUUACCAAUAGAUAUCAGACAAAAUCUCUCACAAUCUGAAAUUGAGUGGUUCAACAGUUAUUGUAAAUCAUUAGUAUUGUAUAUGAAAUCCAUUGGACCUGAUACAGGUCUUAAUCUUUUUCAAGAUAUGAAACCACCUAAAUCACUCUAUACAGAAGUUAGAAGUUUAGUUGAUGCUGGAAAAUUAGAGUUGGAGAGUGGUGAAAUUCUAAUUUUAAGAAAAAAUAGUCAAUACAUGUUAUCUAGGUCACAGGCUGAACCACUUAUACGUCAGGGAAUUCUCGAACAAGUUAGAUAUUAGUUUAAGUGUAGUUAUUGUCAUUGCAUUUAAUUAUUCAAUACAUUCUCUAAAUUGGCGUUAAGAUUAUAAAUUACAUAAGAAAGAUAUAUAGAUAUUAACCAGCAUAAUAUUAAUUAAAAAAAAUAUAAUGUCUUCCUCAUAUCCAAAUCACAGUGAAGUAACCAAAGAGUGGCUGAGAAAGCUGCAGUGUUUCCAUCUGAAAUUUUAUAGAUUUAAAAUAAUUGCUAUGAUCUUUGAAAAUAGCUAAUAAAUAAUAAUUGUAUGUAUUUAAUUAAUUUUAAACUAUUAUCUUUAUUUUGUUAGCUUGUCUAUUCAUGAUAUAAGAAUUAGUGUGCUAAACUUAUAAGAUGUAUUGUUAAAUUUUUAUUUGUAUAAAUAUUAUCAAUCUUACUCUGAAAAAUAUGUUUGAUUAUGCCACUGUCAAAUAAUUAACUUAUGUUUUUCAACGCCAUUAUUCUUUGUCAUCUACACGAGGAAGAAUCUAUGGAAAAUUUUUUGUUUAUUUAUUGAAUAUCCUUAAUUAAACAGAACCUCCCUCUUUUAUUUUCUUAUCAUACAAGGCAUCUCUAAAACUAGAAAUUCACUUAUGUUUACUUCUUGUGAAUUAUAGCUGCAAUAAAAAAACUGUAUUUUGUGUUUAAUAUAUGUCAUUAUAAUAAAACCUUUAUUUUAA
Messenger RNA from Daktulosphaira vitifoliae (grape phylloxera), 1416 nucleotides. Its product is annotated as DNA replication complex GINS protein PSF1-like. NCBI's taxonomy places the organism in Eukaryota, Metazoa, Arthropoda, Insecta, Hemiptera, Phylloxeridae. The record is from RefSeq and is a predicted model, not a curated record. Gene Ontology annotation, biological process: DNA replication; DNA strand elongation involved in mitotic DNA replication. Gene Ontology annotation, cellular component: GINS complex. The transcript has 6 exons. The coding region runs from base 159 to 743 and encodes 194 amino acids.